UCCGACGCCAUCUACCACCAUUACAAGAACCCUUCCCACCACUUCUCCCCGCUCUAAUCCUUGAGACCUCACACCAAUCUGUCCAUCUCUCUCCUAGUUUCCUCUCCAGCUCUCCUCACCUCUCUCUCUCUCUCUCUCUCUCUCUCUCUGAAACCUUAGACUUAACAGAGCAUCUGCAAUUCCGCAUCUCCAAACUGGCGUUCGAUAAUCAAGAAUCCACGGUCAAAGAAAUCAAACCCAAGAACAGAAGAAUCAUGGGAGCUGGAGGUCCAGAAGACGAUGAUAACGUGUGGCCACAAUGGUUGCGCCCUCUCCUCCAAACUCCUUUCUUUGUUCAAUGCAAGUUCCAUGCUGAUUCCCACAAGAGUGAAUGCAAUAUGUAUUGCUUGGAUUGCAUGAAUGGGGCUCUCUGUUCUCUUUGCCUGGCUUAUCACAAGGACCACAGAGCGAUUCAGAUUCGAAGGUCUUCUUACCACGACGUGAUUAGGGUUUCUGAGAUUCAGAAGGUCUUGGACAUUAGCGGUGUUCAGACCUACAUUAUCAACAGCGCCCGAGUUGUAUUCUUGAACGAACGUCCUCAGCCCAGGCCGGGCAAAGGGGUAACUAACACCUGCGAGGUCUGCGAGCGGAGCCUCCUUGAUGCCUUCCGAUUCUGUUCUCUUGGCUGCAAGAUUGUCGGAACUUCCAAGAACUUCCAGAAGAAGAAGCGAUCGCCGGCGACAGCCUCGGACUCAGAAGACUCGUACAGUAGCAGCAGCCAUGAUCACCAGAAGUCCAAAGUCCGGAGCUUCACCCCUCCCACACCUCCACCAACGGUCGCAAAUUACAGAACUGCGAAGCGGAGAAAGGGAAUUCCCCACAGAGCCCCUUUCGGAGGACUUAUCAUAGAAUAUUAGAAUUACUAGUCAGUACACAGUAUUAGUAGGCUAGUAUCAGUUAAUUACUGAAAUAUCCAGGAAUACGCAGUAAAUUAUAAAUACUAAAAUGUAGCCCCCCUCUUUUAGGCUUUCACACUUUCUCUUUACUCUGUGGGAGCCCAACAGCACCAAGGAAGCCGGUGUUGGGACCUGAUGUGAAGACUCUCUCUCUCUCUCUCUGUUGUAUAUAGAAACAGUCUACAAUAGAAAAACUGAAAAAGUUGGAAAAUUAGAGAAAAUAAAAAGGGAUGUAAGGAGUUAAAAGUAAUUAGGUUGAUCUACAGGUACCUAAAAGGAAAAUAUAUAUACCUAAGUUUUGAUAGUGGAUUAAAUGUAAAUAUAUUUUGUGAUUAGGGAUGACUAUGCAAUGAUAGAUUUGUCUAUAAAUGGAAUGAAAAUAUGGAAUAAACGAGAUUCACGUUCAUCUGUGUCUUUGCUGUUGCACUGUAUCAUUCCUUUUCUCUGUGAAGUGUUACUGUAUUUUUGCUGUGGCAGAAGAAAGGCGGGCCACGGUGAAACGUGGGUCCAGCGGGGCCGCCGACUUGCAAGAAAAAGUUAAAAACCGGAGGGUAUCCGCUGUUCCACGUGGAAUGUUUUCUUCGACGAGAGAAAAGUUGAGGUGUCCGAAUUCUCCGAACCGAACUCGCCCAGCCGCCAUCGGCGACGAUUCAUCGGCGUGUAAUGCUUUUUCCUCGUGUAAGGAAGUGGGUUGGUAUCUCCUGUUUUGGGUACUAUUGAGCGUUUGGACAUUGGACGGUCGUUAGGAGUCAGGGCAUUACUCAAGUUGCGGAAAGUGGACCCGCCCCACUUUAUGACUUUGAUCAUUUGGCGUUUGCGCGUGUUUUUAGUUGUUAUGCUUUCAUGCUAAGCAAUAUUAUAUUAUGCAUUGAAUCGACUGACGAUUCUGACCGUCCGAUGGAAAAGGAUAAGCUUCCAAUGGGUAAUUGAAUUUUAGGUGAUGCAGUGCACCGAGGAUGGAAGCCUUAUUGCGAAGCCCAUGGAUUUGAUGGUUCUGAUGAGCCCAUAAUCUCACGAAGCCCUCAGAACGUGCCACGUGUCUUGCUUUUUUCUGGGAGUUUAUAUCUAGACACGUGGAAACUCGAAUUUAUGAAACGUGGCUGGUACCGAAUAAGUUACUGGUAUUCCAGGUAAAGCGUACUUUGCUAAGGAGAUAGAGACAAGCAGGACCCGAGAGGCCGAGAUAUGUCGUCAUCGUUAGCGUGGUUCCAAUAGUUUCCUCAAAAAAAAAAAAAAAAAAA
Molecule: messenger RNA, 2176 nt
Organism: Nelumbo nucifera (sacred lotus)
Lineage: Eukaryota; Viridiplantae; Streptophyta; Magnoliopsida; Proteales; Nelumbonaceae
Product: protein RGF1 INDUCIBLE TRANSCRIPTION FACTOR 1-like
Source: RefSeq, a predicted model, not a curated record